AUGGCUGAUGCGCCUACUGCCAGCGAUGAGCUCUACCCCAUCGCCGUCCUUAUUGACGAGCUCAAGCACGACGAUGUCCUAUUGCGCUUGAAUGCAAUUCACCGACUCUCUACUAUCGCCCUCGCCCUUGGUGCUGAGCGCACCCGAGACGAGCUCAUUCCUUUCCUCGAUGAGUCCGUCGAGGAUGAGGAUGAAGUUCUUGUCGCCCUGAGCGAGGAGCUCGGCAGCUUUAUUGAAUAUGUCGGCGGCCCUGCUUGGGGUCACGUCCUGCUGUCCCCCCUCGAGAACCUUGCCGCCAUUGAGGAGCCUGUCGUCAGAGACAAGGCCGUCGAGUCGCUCAACAAGAUCUGCACCGAACUCUCCUCCCAGCAAGUUGAGGAGUACUUCAUUCCUCUCACAAUCCGCCUUUCCAAAGCCGAUUGGUUUACUUCAAAGGUCUCAGGAUGCGGUCUCUACACUGCACCAUACUCGAAAGUCUCUCCCGCAGUCCAGGAGCAGCUCAGACAACAGUUUGGUCUCCUGGUCCACGAUGAGACCCCCAUGGUCCGCCGCCAGUCCGCCACACAUCUCUCCAAGUUCGUCAAGGAGAUGCCCGCCACUAUUGUCGUCGAGGAAAUGAUACCCCUGUUCCAGCACCUCGCACAGGACGACCAGGACAGCGUGCGCCUUCUUACCGUUGAGAUUCUCAUUGCCAUUGCCGAGGUCGUACCCAAGGAACAGCAAGCAAGCCAUGGCGUUUUGCUCACAACCCUGCGCAACUUGAUAGAAGACAAGAGCUGGAGAGUUCGGUACAUGAUCGCCGAUAGGUUCGAGAAGAUCGCAAAAGCUGUAGACGAGGAAGUUGUGUCGAGAGAUCUGGUUCCUGCUUUCACCAAGCUACUCAAGGAUAACGAGGCUGAAGUACGCACUGCCAUUGCUGGCCAAAUUCCUGGCUUCUGUGCUCUGGUUGACAGGACCGUUCUAUUGAACGAUAUCAUGAGCAAUGUCGAGGACCUGGUUUCGGAUACUUCUCAGCACGUUCGUGCUGCCCUUGGCACCCAGAUCAGUGGACUUGCGCCUAUUCUGGGCAAGCAAGAGACUAUUGAUCACCUGCUACCCAUGUUCUUGCAGAUGCUGAAGGACGAAUUCCCCGAGGUUCGCCUUCAUAUCAUUUCGAAACUAGAGCUCGUUAACCAAGUUAUUGGCAUUGACCUUCUUUCUCAAUCGCUUCUCCCGGCCAUCACACAACUCGCAGAGGACAAGCAAUGGAGAGUUAGACUUGCUAUCAUCGAGUAUAUCCCGCUGCUGGCAAGCCAGCUAGGUGUCAAAUUCUUUGACGAGAAACUCAGCGGACUUUGCAUGGGCUGGCUGGGUGACACAGUCUUCUCAAUCAGGGAGGCUGCCACUCACAACUUGAAGAAGCUGACUGAGGUAUUUGGCGUUGAGUGGGCCAGCGAGGCCAUCAUUCCCAAGGUCAUGGCCAUGGGCUCGCACCCCAACUACCUGUACCGCAUGACCACAACGUUUGCAAUCACAACACUAUCUACUGUGGUGAGCUUGGAGGUCAUUGACAAGUCGAUUCUACCUAUGCUGGAGAAGCUUGUAGAAGAUGAUAUUCCCAACAUUCGAUUCAAUGUUGCCAAGACUUACGGUGCCCUUGUCGACACGCUGAAGCGGCUGCCCGAGACUGGCACCAUCUACGAAUUGGAGAAGGCUGGCAACAAGGACUUGACCGCCGCUCCCAAGUCUCUGGAGCUGAUCAACGAAAGGGUUUUGCCUAGCCUGGAGAAACUGCAGAAGGACGACGACGUGGACGUUAGAUAUUUCGCCACCACGGCAGCAGCGCAAGCCCCUGGCGCAAGCACUGGUGGAGACCCGAUGAACACGUCGCCAUAA
Molecule: messenger RNA, 1875 nt
Organism: Pestalotiopsis fici W106-1
Lineage: Eukaryota; Fungi; Ascomycota; Sordariomycetes; Amphisphaeriales; Sporocadaceae
Exons: 8
Coding region: 1-1875 (624 amino acids)
Biological process (GO): protein dephosphorylation
Cellular component (GO): cytoplasm; protein phosphatase type 2A complex
Molecular function (GO): protein phosphatase regulator activity
Source: RefSeq, a predicted model, not a curated record